Bombus pascuorum is the source of this 1134-nucleotide messenger RNA. RefSeq lists its product as uncharacterized. Lineage: Eukaryota; Metazoa; Arthropoda; Insecta; Hymenoptera; Apidae. The transcript has 4 exons. The record is from RefSeq and is a predicted model, not a curated record. Bases 168 to 977 code for a protein of 269 amino acids.
UCGAAAUUCCGUUUCUAUUGUGCGCAUAUCGCGUUGACAUACAGGUUAAUUGCUUUGUCCGUCGGUCUGUGUCUCCCAAUUAUCCAAGAGUAUUCGAGUUGCACAAACAAAAUCAUGCAUUUGCAAGUAAACGUUCAAUCGGAUAAGAUUCUUCAGCGAAUUAAAAAAUGGGAAAGUUAAUUAUAAUUCUAACAUACUUGAUAGCCUGUUUAGGAUUACACUUAAUUAUAUGCGAUAAUUACUGUGAAAUUAAUUCACGACAGUUACCAUAUUACAAAUUAAUGAAAUCUAACGCCCGUUCGAAUCAGUUAAUACUCUCACAGAAAACAGUGCAAAAUGUGAACGAGUGCAGGAAGUUCGCUUCGGUGAAGAAGGCUUUGGCAUUUAAUUAUGGUUUAGACGAUGACUAUGAAUUGAAUAUUGGCGUUCAGAAUAAAAGUAAAACAACGAGGAAAAUAUGCCAAGCGCUUCAAUGUCCUGAGAUUUACAAUUUUACUACGCUUGUGAAGGAUAAGAAUUAUAAAUAUUACAGCACAUAUCCCAGCUUCAUACCAACCGGUUCUAGCUUCACACUGGUCUGCGUUCCUAGGACAGGGAUAUUUGUAUUUUCAAGCGAUAACUUGAAUUACAGCCAAGCACGAACAGCUUGCCAAAAAAUAAAUGCAUCGCUGGCUCACAUAAUCAGCGAGGAACGUACUAACGGGCUUGCAAAAUACAUUUCGCCAAACACACCUACUUUUGUCGGACUCAGUAACCGUAGGAAUGGAAAAUUUUGGAUGAACGAAUUUGACGAACCACUUUUAUGUUUUAAUUAUCGAGCAUGGGGAAGGGGACAACCAUCGCAUUCAAAAGGAUGUGUCACUCUGGUACAACCACCUCAAUUACAACUUGGACCUUUUUGGAAAGUUGUUCCUUGCGGUAGUGUGUUAUCUUUUAUCUGUGAAAUUUCACCGAUCUAUUCAUAUUUGCAUAGCUAGAAACUUUGAAAUUUACAAGCAAACAUAUUAAUAGGUAGCAGUUUCAACUACACAUAUAUGUGUGAAAAAUUAAAAUAAAAUAAUAUAUUAUGCUUUAAAUGCUUUUAAUACACACAUUCGAAUGUACUAUUUAUUAAAGAAUACUCGAAAUAAAUAU